Vairimorpha ceranae is the source of this 813-nucleotide messenger RNA. Its product is annotated as glucose na cotransporter-like protein. The transcript has a single exon. Bases 1 to 813 code for a protein of 270 amino acids. Gene Ontology annotation, cellular component: endoplasmic reticulum membrane. Gene Ontology annotation, biological process: protein folding. The record is from RefSeq and is a predicted model, not a curated record. Lineage: Eukaryota; Fungi; Microsporidia; Nosematidae.
AUGACUAUUAUUACAAAUUACAUCUGUUCAGAGAUAGAUCUCCCUAUGUGUAAAUACAUUAGUGACAGUGUCUGUAGAUGCUCUAGUAGAUACGAAAUGAUAGGAAAUCUUAAAAUUUAUUCACCUACUUUUUUGGGUCUAACUCUUUCAAAUAUAGGCAUGAUAUAUUGGAUGGUAGAACAUGUAAAGAAGAUGUGUUCUACAAUUGGUAGAUCAGAGAUGAAGUUCUUCUACUAUUUAUACGCUCUAUCUAAUUUUCUUAUGUUAGUCUUAGUAUCUUUAAAAGAUCAAAUUGAAAAAAUCCACUUUAUUCUUACGACUAUUCAAUCAGUUGUGUCUACCAUGUGUGUCUUUUCUUUAUUGGUAGGCUCUUUUACACAAGAUAUGUUUGUGGGUAAGUGGGGUAUACAAAGUACAUCUAUUUUAUAUUUAUCAACAGCGAUAUAUGGAUUUUUUAGUACAAUAGUCGUGUUCUUUGGUCUAUUUUGCAAGAUUUCACUUCCUAUUUUUUUAAUUUGUUUUAUAUUGAAUUUUAUAUUUGGAUAUUCGUAUUAUGUCAUACAAUUUAGAAAGCUUAAUAAAAUAAGAGGAGAAAUAUGGGCAUAUGGUACAAUAUUAAUAUCAUUAAUAUUCUUUCUACUAUCAUGUGCAUGUAUGUUUAUUAAUUCUACAUUUAUAGCAGUAUUAAGUGAUAAAUAUAUUGAUAACCUAUUCUUUCAUUGUCUAUUUCUCUUCUGUGCAGUGGUUAUGAUUCAUAAGUUCUGGUUAUCAGUGUGUGAUUAUGAGGUAGAAUGUUUAGUAUUAGAUGUUUAA